Rosa chinensis is the source of this 1331-nucleotide messenger RNA. RefSeq names its product DNA replication complex GINS protein SLD5. The transcript has 6 exons. Gene Ontology annotation, cellular component: GINS complex. Gene Ontology annotation, biological process: DNA-templated DNA replication; double-strand break repair via break-induced replication. The coding region runs from base 399 to 1097 and encodes 232 amino acids. Lineage: Eukaryota; Viridiplantae; Streptophyta; Magnoliopsida; Rosales; Rosaceae. The record is from RefSeq and is a predicted model, not a curated record.
CCCAAUUUCUCGUCCUCUCUUCAAACCCAGAAGAGAGAGAGAGAGAGAGAGAGAGAGAGACAUAGAUUAGAUGGGACGCAUCUCCAGUUUGUGUGUGAAUCAAACCCCAUCCAAUCCUGGCCGUCCGUCUUCAUGACGUCACUGCCGGUCCCUCCAAUGGUGUUAGAUUCACGCACAAACUCGCGAUCCGUCUCCUCUGUAACACUUUAUCCCAACUCUGCUUUUUUUUUUAACAACUUUCCGGAGGAAAAAAAAAAAGAUCAACUUUUUGUUUUUUUUGGCGCCAAUUCGAUUCUGUUUUCCCUCUCAAUCUAUUUGUUUCGGUUAACAGCAGAGGAAAACAAAGUAGGGAGUAGAAAGGAGAAAGCUUUGAAGGGAAAAUUUGGUAAUCGGAUCGGAUGGACGCGAGAGACGGAGACGGGUCAACGGAGGAAUACGAGACGUUGAUUCAGACGACCGACGUCGAGCUUCUGAAGAGGGCGUGGCGGCAAGAGAAGGCGGCCCCGGAGAUUUUGAAAUUCGAGACUGAUUUGAUUGCCAGGCUCACUGGACAGAUCGAAUUGGUGGAAGAAAAUGUGGAGCAAGAUGCUCAAUCUGGUAUUGAUCCACUUACUGUAUCACUCUACCAGAUGGAUUUGGACAGGUCUCAGUUCUUGUUGAGAUCUUAUCUUCGAAUUCGGCUGCAGAAGAUUGAGAAAUACAUCUUUCACAUCUUAGCUACUGCUGAACUCUACAACCGUCUCUCUAAACAGGAGAAGGCAUUUGCAAAAACGUGUCUUGUUGAUUUGGAGAAGCAUCUUGAAGAGAGUGUUCUGUCGAAAUUGCCUAGUAACUAUCAGUCUAUAUUCAAGCAAUCCAUGAUCAGUGAAGAGAAUGACAUGGUGGCAAAACCCCAAUUAGACACAUUUGUUGUAUGCAAAACCAAUUACUAUCUUGGACAUAUCCAGCUCGAGGACAAUGAAGAUGGACCAUCAGAUGACAGGGCGAACCAGAGACCAUUGGAGGAACCUUUCGAGAUGGAGCCUGAUGUUUUAUACUUUGUGCGUUACAAAGCAAUAAAGAGAUUCGUAGAGGAAGGGAGGAUUGAUUUAUUCUGAGCACCUAAGGGGUAUAGAGCUUUGUGCCCUCGUUAAAAUAUGAUCUUACAGUAUCUUCAGUUUUCCACCUUAUUGCUUUGCAGGUUUGUUCUGAAACUAGCGAUUUGUAAUCCAUGGAAGUGUGCUUCUGAGCAAUAUUCUUGUAGUUGUAUUUAACAUUGAGAAUGUUAAAAUUUGAAAUCCUCAAAAUAUGAUGCCAUGGCAUAUAUAUCAUUUGUGGGCGUUCAUGAUUCA